Messenger RNA from Rotaria sordida, 714 nucleotides. Lineage: Eukaryota; Metazoa; Rotifera; Eurotatoria; Philodinida; Philodinidae. The record is from the annotation of a GenBank genome assembly.
AUGAUACAUUUAUCCCAAUGUAAUUGUCAUCCGGUGGGUUCACGUGGUAAAGUUUGUAAUCAAACAACAGGACAAUGUCUAUGUAAAGAUGGUGUUACUGGUUUAAGAUGUGAUCGAUGUAUGAAAGGUUAUCAACAAACAAAAUCACCUGUUGCUCCAUGUAUUAAAACAUAUGAUUUUCAGCUACCAACAUUAUAUAAUACCUAUCAUCGACAAGAUCGUACAAAUGAUUAUCAUGAACAAGAUGCUGAUAUUUAUAAUAAUCCAACAACUGCAUCAACAACAACUCAUCAAACACUUGUACAAUAUAAUCCAUCAAUAGAUAUGGAAGAAUAUUGUGGUGCAUGUCGUUAUUAUAGUCAUCGUUUACAUUUUAAAAAAUAUUGUAAACGAGAUUAUACUAUUCAUGCACGUGUAACUAAUCGACAUGAUGCUGGUCAAUGGGUAUCAUAUUUAUUAACAAUAAUACGUGUUUAUAAAGAUCGUCUUAAUCGUAUACAAGAUAGUGAACAAUGGGUAUGGGUAUUACGUAAAGAUGUUCAAUGUUCAUGUCCACGUUUAAAACUUGAUCGACAAUAUUUAUUAAUGGGUUUUUAUGAUCAAGUGCAAACAUCAUUAAGUCUUGAUCGUAUAUCUGUUGUUAUUCAAUGGAGACCACGUAUGGAACAACGUAUGAAUCGUUUUAGACAAUUAGAAUUAAAUAAAAAAUGUUAA